Messenger RNA from Drosophila rhopaloa, 2044 nucleotides. RefSeq names its product zinc finger CCCH domain-containing protein 3 (gene ZC3H3). Gene Ontology annotation, cellular component: nucleus. Lineage: Eukaryota; Metazoa; Arthropoda; Insecta; Diptera; Drosophilidae. Gene Ontology annotation, molecular function: metal ion binding. The transcript has 4 exons. The record is from RefSeq and is a predicted model, not a curated record. Bases 119 to 1897 code for a protein of 592 amino acids.
UGCAACACACGUAACAAAAAUCAGUACAAAGAAGCAUUAGAAAUAAGUGUUUAAAGCUAAAAAUACCCAGAGAUCGAAAAAGAUUCAUUAAAUAGGUUUGCUAAACGAAGUGGACGACAUGUUGCCGCAUAUAAGCGCCGACGAGGGCCAGCCUUCCAUGACACGGAAGGUGUAUAUAAAUCCUAAUUUCCAACUGCAAGGUCAAACUGCGCAUCAGCUGCCGUUCCAGGCGUUCCAGGUGCCCUUCCAUGCGCCACCGCAGUCCCAGCCCGCCAUCCACAUCAAUCCGCACUUCCUGCAGCGCCAGCAGGCCAAGUACGAAGAGUUCCAGCGGGAACAGCAAAAGCUCCUUCUGCAACAGGUUUCCGCCUCCUAUUACCAACAGGAUCCUCCAUUGCCACCGAGUCCUGCUCUGGCCAUGCCACCACCUCCGCCCGCCAAGAUCAUCAGCAAAGCGAGAACGUGUCUGGUGCGCAAAGCUCCAGUGAGGUCUGUUGCUCCUCCGCCCGCUCGCCCUGUUUCUAACCUGGUGCAGCCGCCAUUGGUAAGCAUUUCCAAGCGGAAGAUUGUGCGCCAAGGAGCUGUUAAGGCCACGUCUGCGGUUACUGCAUCCCAUCCUACUCCGCCUGUGCCACCAACUAAGCGCACUAGGUAUAAGCUAGUGCGCUCCAUAUCGCUCACAUGUACACCUCUGGUCAAGAAGCGUCGUCAUCUGCGUGAGUUUGUAGGCCAGUACGCCCUGAGACGCACCAAUGAAGCAGAGUCUAGCAAGAAAUUGAGCUCCAAGCCACAGGUGCUAAAGCUAGGCGUCAAUAAGUCGCUCAGCAUGGUCAGCAUACACGGCGUGAUGUACAAGAAGAUAUCGAAAAACAAGAUAACCAAGGUGGAUGCCAGUUCAACAAGGAUAACCAAAUCGACGUGUCCCAGGACCCUCAAGCGUUCGGAUUCUGGAAGAACGCUCUUCGUCAGCGGCAAUAAGUUCAUCCUAGAUCCAUCGGGCUGUCGUCUAACGAGAGUUCCACCUUCAGCAGCUGCUGCUUCCCAGAUGAGCGUGAACCGAAGUAUCCUGCGACGCAUUGAUAUUGGCGGUCUCACCUAUGUGGCUUCGCCCAAGACCCUGAAUGUCUUUGUACGAACCAGCAAUCAUGUGUCGAGAGCCCACCUGAUCACCGCCAGGCAGAGAAGUCUGACGCUGCUCAACAAGUCGUUGGUGAAGACCAAUGUGCCCUGUGCCAUCUUCCAGAAACUGGGCAAGUGCGCUGCCCAUAGCCGCGGCAAGUGUCGCAAGCUCCACGACAAACGGCAGGUCGCCAUCUGUGUCAGCUUUUUGCGCGGCGAAUGCACCAAGGCCCACUGCCUGCUCUCGCAUAAUGUCACCCUGGAGAAGAUGCCCGUGUGUCGGUACUAUUUGCGCGGUGUUUGCGUCCGCGAGGAUUGCCCUUACCUGCACAAGAAACUCAGCCGGAAGGCCGAGAUCUGCAUUGACUUUGUGCGUGGCUACUGUCCGCUGGCUGCCGAGUGCAACAAGCGUCACGAGUUCGCCUGCCCAGAGUUAGAGCGCAAGGGAACGUGCGAGUUGUCCAAAUGCGUAUUCUGUAAAAAGCCACCAUCAAAGCGGUUGGUCAAGCCCCGUCCUGAAGUGGGCAGUAAGCCACUUAGCAUCCCAAAAACCCCGAAAGAGUCUGCAAAGCAGGAUGAUUUGCCCACCAGCUCACGGUACUUCAGAUGCGAAGGCGAGAAGGUGCAAGCAACAUUACCCAACGCUGUCGUGAACAAGGAGGAGCCUGAGGCGAAAGAAGAGGACCCAACGGAAUCUGACGUCACUGGCGGCGUUCGCAGACGUCCAAAACUGGGGACCCUGCCCUCUUUUAUUCCCCUCGGCGGAGAAGAAGAAUAGUAAAGCAAUGUGAGACGACUUGGACCCAACGUUUCAGGUACAAAUUAAUUUGGUUAAGUAUCGUAUUAGCGUUAAUUCUAAGAUAUAACUUUAGUAGUUUACGUUCAAUAUUCAAUAAAAAAUAAAGACCAAUUUACUUGCGUAAAA